AGAGUGCUUGACCUCUACCCGUCCGACAGGGGUCUUCGAUGUGGGUCCAGGCCUUUUCGAACGCGACAGAUUUCCAAAAAUCCCCAAAGGUGGUUCCUAGAGGCCCAUAGCUCUCCUAUCGCAGUUGUGUCCUCGUUAGCCCAGGGAGCUCCUUUUACGACGCAAUUCCCAACAACCCACGCCGGCUGUUCUCCCCGCCCGCCCCUUCUCCUCCUCAACCACGACGGUCCCGACAUUCGAAUCGACCGAACCCUUUCUCAACUUGUCUUCGAAUCUGAUACGGAAAUCUGCGAAUUAGCUAUGGCGCCGACGACAUCAUUGCUGCGCUACCUGUGCGGUCUUGUGCUACUCGCUUGCUGCGCCCAGGCGCUCAGGUUCGAUCUGCAUGCUACGAGCACCCACGAGGGCAAGAAGGAGCGAUGCAUUCGCAAUUUCGUCGCUAGGGACACCUUGGUCGUCGUCACGGCUAUUGUGGAUGGUUCAAAGGGUGACGGCAUGACUGUCAACAUGCACAUCAAGGAUGCUGUUGGCAACGACUACGGAAAGCCCAAGGACAUUGCAGGCGGCGAGAAGCGUGUCGUCUUCACCUCUCACGCAGACGCUGCCUUCGACGUUUGCUUCGAGAACAUCCUCUCUGGCUCCGGCCGCAGCGGCGCAACGAGUCGCCACAUUGAGCUCGACAUCGACAUUGGCGCCGACGCAAAGGACUGGAACGCCAUCCAGGCGACGGAGAAGCUCAAGCCCGUCGAGGCGGAGCUCAGGCGCAUCGACGAGCUCGUCAGCGAGAUCAACACCGAGAUGGACUACCUGCGCGCCCGCGAGCACAAGCUGCGCGACACCAACGAGAGCACAAACACCCGCGUCAAGUGGUUCGGGAUCGGCACGACGCUCAUCCUCGUCGGACUGUGGGGUUGGCAGAUUAUGUACCUGCGGGCAUACUUCAGAUCCAAGCACCUGAUUUAA
This is a messenger RNA of Colletotrichum costaricense, 963 nucleotides long. Its product is annotated as endoplasmic reticulum vesicle protein 25. The record is from RefSeq and is a predicted model, not a curated record. The annotation marks the transcript as partial. Lineage: Eukaryota; Fungi; Ascomycota; Sordariomycetes; Glomerellales; Glomerellaceae. Gene Ontology annotation, cellular component: Golgi apparatus; endoplasmic reticulum; endoplasmic reticulum-Golgi intermediate compartment. Gene Ontology annotation, biological process: endoplasmic reticulum to Golgi vesicle-mediated transport; intracellular protein transport; Golgi organization. The transcript is spliced from 4 exons.